AUCGGAUUCUUUAUGUUCAAGAGUUGUUGGAUGGGAUGACUGAUUUUAAUUAGAACACUGAGUUUCUUGGAGAUUGCUCAUUUUUUCAUCCUUGUUUAUGUUUUACAGUCAAAAUAUUGGUGAGAUUUUGCACUAUGAUGGAUCCAGACGUACUUAGCAAUCUCCCUGAUAAUGUAAUUGAUGAAAUUCUUAUCCGUGUGCCUUUUCGAGAUGCUGUUUGCACAAGCAUUUUGUCGAAGAAAUGGAGAUAUACCUGGUGUGGACUUCCACAUUUGAUGCUUGAUUCUGACUUUUGGAAACCUCAAAAGGAUACAAGUAGCUUUACGACGAGCAUCCACAACAUUAUGACUCGUCAUUCGGGAGCAAUUACAAACUUUACCUUGUGCAUUCAGUACUGGAAAAGUUGCCCUCGUAUUGACAACUUGUUAUCUUUCCUUUCUGGAAAAAACAUUCAGCAUCUUGUUCUUAGACUUCCGAGAUCAUUCGAAUUGCCUUCUUCAUUUUUCACAUGUUUGCAGCCGACGCAUCUGUUUCUCCAAAACUGUUUGUUACUUCCUCCACCAGCCUUCAAAGGAUUUGAUCGGUUAAUAGGUUUAGAGUUACAUGAUGUUACGAUUCCUUCAAAGUCGCUUGAAAGUUUGAUCUCUCAUUGUUUGUUUCUUGAGCAAUUGGUGUUAAAUAUCUCAGAUACUUUGAUGAGUGAUGUCAUUGAAAUUAAUGCUCUUAAGCUGAGAUCAUGUGACUUCACGGGCGAUCUGGCAACUAUCUGCUUAAAUCGUGUCCCUCUUUUGGCUAAACUUUCUCUCAGGCAUUAUCACGAGGACUGGAAAAAAUUUGAUGUCGCAAAUUUUUUAACAUCAAAUUUUUUUGAAUCUUGUUCUUCUCUCGAGCAUCUUCACUUGGAUUACACGGACGUUGCUAGAGGCCAAGAAAUACCGACAGAGCUUCCCUUUCAUCUGAUGUGUGUCAAACGCCUUUGUAUGUGUAUUUAUCUUGGCAGCGAUGAGAUUCUGUGUGCUCUUUGUUUGAUAAGAAGCUUCCCAUUUUUACGAUAUCUGGAAAUUCAGAUGGAGUACAAUAUUCUGCAUGAUAUGCCGGCUCUAGUAAGUCUUGAAAUGGAAGCUUUUCCAGAUGUAAUAUCUAAGCAUCUAAGGGAAGUUAAGCUAAUCGAAGCUAAUGGCAGUUUGCGGGAGACGCAACUUAUCAAGCUUUUGUUAGCCAAGUUACCCGCGCUGGUGAGAAUGUCCAUCAAGCCCCACACAUGUUUGGAACAAUCUGCAAUAUUCAAAAGACUUGCUGAUCUAAGAGAAUUUGAGCGCGCAUCACCUAAAGCAGAAGUUCUCUUUAAACUAGUAUAAGCACCUACAUUAUGUACCAUCAUGUUUGAUCCAAUGUUCAAUCAGAGACCAUGCAUGAUCUUUGGGUAAAAUGUUUUGGGUUCUGAAGUUAAAAGACACAAAUGAAUGUAUUGAUGCAGUAGUUAAACAUGUGUUUUGCCUAAUAGCCAUUUUAGAUGGUUUCUUUAACUUUGUCUUUACUGUUACCAUUACAUGUCAGUGCUUGUAAUGUGACUGACAUCAUAAUUUCUUCUUCCUUUCUCCUCUUCUUUGGUACUAUCUUUUUCCUCUUCAAUAGGGGUAG
Capsicum annuum is the source of this 1641-nucleotide messenger RNA. RefSeq names its product F-box/FBD/LRR-repeat protein At1g13570-like. Bases 135 to 1358 code for a protein of 407 amino acids. NCBI's taxonomy places the organism in Eukaryota, Viridiplantae, Streptophyta, Magnoliopsida, Solanales, Solanaceae. Gene Ontology annotation, molecular function: protein binding. The transcript has 3 exons. The record is from RefSeq and is a predicted model, not a curated record.